CGACCGCGACGCCGCCGUUAUCAUGAAGUCUCUGGGCGCGCCUUAACGUCAUUACACUAAAACACCGUCGCCGUCGUCGUCUCGUCCACCAUCCACCAUGCCGCCGCCGAAGAGCGACGCCGGCAUUGGCGCUGGCUUCAACCUCAAGUCUCCCAGCAUCGACCCACAUCCAUCCGGCCCGCCGCAACAUGGCCAGCUGGGCCAGGCCGAGCGCGGCAUGUCCGUCGCCUCGACCUUUUUGUCCGGUGUUCUGGCUAUCAAUGCCGCCCAGUUCAUUGGCCUCCCCUUCAAGAUGAUUGAUCCCAAAUUUUACAACGAGUACAUUGCCUUUACCAAGCAGUCCUUUGCCGUUUUGAUUGCCACUUUGACCCAAAUCUGGUCCCCCACCAAGGUCCAUGUCAGUGGAGACAAGAGCUUGCCAGGCCAGCUCGCCUUAAAACCCGAUGGUAGCCUGGAGUGCAAGUUUCCGUCGCGCGUUGUUCUGAUGGCCAACCACCAGCUCUACACAGACUGGCUCUACUUGUGGUGGAUUGCCUACACCAACAAGAUGGCUGGUCAUGUCUACAUCAUCCUCAAGGAGUCCCUCAAAAACAUCCCACUUAUUGGCUGGGGUGCGCAGUUUUACAACUUCAUCUUCCUUGCUCGGAACUGGGAAAAGGACAAACCCCGCUUCCAGGAGCAUUUGCAGGAGCUCAACAAACCCAAGGAUCCCAUGUGGUUAAUCAUCUUUCCGGAGGGUACCAAUCUUUCGGCCUCAACGCGGGAGUCCAGCAGGAGGUGGGCGGAGAAAAAUGGCAUCCAAGACUUGCGCCAUCAACUGUUACCUCGGAGUACAGGACUCCGCUUUUGCCUGCAGAAUUUGAAGGAUACGACGGAAUGGUUGUAUGACUGCACGAUUGGCUAUGAAGGAAUACCGUACGGUGCUUACGGCCAGGACGUUUUCACACUCCAAUCAUCUUUCCUCGAGGGUCGCCCUCCAAAGUCGGUCAACAUGCACUGGCGCAGAUUCCGAAUCUCCCAGAUCCCGAUAGAGGACCCUCAAGCUUUCGAAGUCUGGCUCCGGAAUCGUUGGAAGGAGAAGGAUCAUUAUCUCGAUUACUUUGCGCGUACUGGCCGGUUUCCUGCCGAAGAUCCGUGGAAAGCUAAAGAUGUGAAAAACAUCAAACCGGCCAAGUCGCUCGAGGCACAGGUCAAAUCUGGGAGCUGGGGCGAGUUUCUCGCCAUCUUUGCGCCUAUUUCGGCGUUUUUGACGGUAUUAUUCCUCUUUUACAGCGGAUCUGUAGGAUCGUUGUUAGACCCCGGUUCUAACAGGUCUCGGAAAAUCCAGGCUCAGGAAGAGGGCCAGUUACAAGAUGGCGGCCUACCGGAAUCAUUAGCCAAGAAGGCGCUGAAGAAUGCCAGAGCCGCUGCCGGCUCCGAGGCCUCUGGCACUUCCGCCGGAAAACCACAAUACGGCGAGUGGGACGCCAUUCGGAAAGCGCUCGAAGAAAAAGGGGCGAAAAACUUAGGGUCGUUUGCACCAAAAGCUCCCAGUACUGCAGACGACGUAUCCGGUCAUCGCUCGUUCUCCCAGCCAGGUACAAGACGAGCGCCGUCAACGUCAGGACCCAGCUCAGGGGAUGUCAAGCAACCACUCAAGGUCGAUAUGUCGAAUGAUGCACUGAAGGCACUUCUAGCGAAGCAUUUAGGAAAGGCAGAAAACAGCAAACAGUUGGCACAGCAAACGAUCAAACUGGCAAACGGUCAAGUCAUUAAGGCCAAUGCGCCAGAGACAACCGCUGUACACAAGCCGGCUUCGCCUUCUCCGGUGAAACUGGCCAACGGACUUGUCAUCGGCUCAAAUGCAAAAGAGAGCAAACCGUCUUCGCCGGGCCCAGUCAGGUUAGCAAACGGGCUAACCGUAGGCCAGGGCUCGCCGCCUCCCACAAAAACAUCAUCUCCAGCUUCGCCGAAACCUUUGAAGAAAACCAUGGGGUCGAUACCAGAGCGGAACAAAGCACCUCUCAAGACACCCAGCAAGCCCUUACAAUCAACACAGCUAUCACCAGCGACGAAGGCGUCGGCUGCGACUACCUCGACGCCUUCCCUCACCACGGCGCCGACGCGUUCGGUCACCAGCGCGGCAACACCGGCCAAAAAACCGGCCAAACUUGCAACGAAGGCGCCGGCUUCACCCGCGCCGAAGGCUCAGGCAGCGAACAAGCCGGCGCCAGCGCCAGCACCCAAAGCCGUACCUAAAGCUGAUGCUAAGCCGGCGCCUUCGCCCGCAAAAGCAGCGCCGAAAUCGACGAGUAAUCAGAAGACGGUUCCAGGAGGAAAGUGGGGCCAGGGAAAGUCUGAAGGCGGCACGGGGCUCGGGAGGACUAUCCCUCUGAGCGUGCAAGAAACGAACCGGGGGUCGAAGGAGAAGGCUGCGCCUAGGAAGAUGGAUGCUGUGCAGGCGAGAAAGGCGGCGAAUUCGAAGUAGUAUCUAGUAAUAGGAGGAGGAGGAGGAGGAUGGAGAUUGACCAUUAUACCCGUUAAAAAUAGUAUGGAGU
Molecule: messenger RNA, 2537 nt
Organism: Aplosporella prunicola CBS 121167
Lineage: Eukaryota; Fungi; Ascomycota; Dothideomycetes; Botryosphaeriales; Aplosporellaceae
Exons: 4
Coding region: 98-2467 (789 amino acids)
Cellular component (GO): endomembrane system
Molecular function (GO): acyltransferase activity
Source: RefSeq, a predicted model, not a curated record